UUUUCCGAUAAUUUUUUAUUAUACAGUUCACCUGAGUUGCAGAAGAAAGGCAUCGUUCCUCCUCUCAAGCGAGCACUUUCCAGAGUUAGGGUUUUUGCUCGAUUGUUUCCGAUUCUUCAGCUUGAUCGGGUGUUAGCUUGAUUUGAGAUGGCUCCAGUUCCGGAUCCGAACAACGUUGGUGGUGGUGCGAAGCGGGAUGAAGCUACGACGAAGGUUCCUUCUAAGGAUCCCAAGAAGAAGGAUGAUAAGAAGGAGGACGAUCUCUCUGAAGAGGACUUGGAACUAAAGCAGAAUCUGGAGCUUUAUGUUGAGAGGGUUCAGGACCCCAAUCCUGAGUUGCAGAAGGCCGCUCUUGAAAGCAUGAGGCAGGAAAUUCGUGCCUCAACAAGCUCCAUGACUUCAGUUCCCAAACCCCUCAAGUUUCUCCGUCCUCAUUAUGGAACUCUUAAGGAGUUACAUAAAAAUAUGGCGGACUCUGAUCUCAAGAAAUUGUUGGCUGAUAUACUGUCGGUUCUGGCCCUGACCAUGUCUGCUGAGGGUGAAAGGGAAAGCUUAGGAUAUAGGUUAACUGGAUCAGGAGGUGACAUCGGAUCGUGGGGUCACGAGUAUGUCAGGAAUUUGGCCGGCGAGAUUGCAGAAGAGUAUACAAUGCGUCAGAGUGAGGAGGCCUCCGUUGAGGACUUAAUGGAUCUUGUGAAGCAAAUUGUUGCAUUUCACAUGAAGCACAAUGCAGAAACCGAAGCUGUUGACCUUUUAAUGGAUGUUGAGGAUCUUGAUCUCUUACUUGCGCAUGUAGACCGCACAAAUUUCAGGAGGACGUGCAACUAUCUCACGAGUUCAGCAAAAUUCCUUCCAGGACCGGAUGACAUGCUGGUUUUAGAUAUUGCUUACAUGAUCUACAUGAAGUUUGAGGAAUAUCCAAACGCUCUGCAAGUUGCACUAUUUCUUGAUAACAUGCAGUAUGUGAAGCAAGUAUUUACCUCAUGCUCUGAUCUGCUAAGAAAGAAACAGUUCUGCUACAUGAUUUCACGCCAUGGCAUCACCGUUGAGCUCGACUCUGAGAUGGUUGCAGAUAAGGAUGACAGAGACAUGCUGCAGGAUAUUGUUAACAACACCAAGUUAAGUGAAGGAUAUCUGACGCUUGCAAGGGAUAUUGAGGUCAUGGAGGCCAAGACGCCUGAAGACAUCUACAAGGCUCACUUGCUUGAUGGCAGAGCUAGCUCUGGCCCAAGUGUGGAUUCUGCUAGACAAAAUCUAGCUGCGACGUUUGUGAAUGCAUUUGUAAAUGCUGGUUUCGGCCAGGACAAACUAAUGACAGUACCAUCAGACGCAGCUAGUGGAACUGCUGGAAACUGGCUCUUCAAAAAUAAAGAACAUGGCAAGACCAGUGCAGCUGCUAGCCUGGGUAUGAUUCUACUGUGGGAUGUGGACGCCGGACUUACCCAACUUGACAAAUAUUUUCAUAGCACUGAUAAUCCCGUCCUUGCUGGAGCUCUGCUAGGUGUUGGGAUUAAUAAUUGUGGCAUUAAGAGUGAUUGUGAUCCUGCAUUGGCCCUUCUUGGAGAAUAUAUUGAUAACGAGGAUUCAUCUGUCCGAAUUGGUGCUAUUAUGGGUCUCGGGAUUGCAUAUGCCGGUUCCCAAAAUGAUCAGUUAAGAAGCAGCUUGUCUCCGAUACUGAAUGACGCAAAAGCACCUCUCGAUGUGAUUGCUUUUGCAGCACUUAGUUUGGGGAUGAUUUAUGUUGGUUCGUGUAACGAAGAGGUUGCCCAAUCUAUUAUAUUUGCUUUGAUGGAUCGGAGUGAGGCACAACUUGGUGAUGCUCUUACUCGUUUCUUGCCUCUUGGUCUUGGACUUUUGUACCUUGGCAAACAGGAAAGUGUGGAGGCUACCGCGGAGGUUUCAAAGACAUUCAAUGAGAAAAUCAGAAAGUAUUGUGAUAUGACACUUCUUUCCUGUGCGUAUGCUGGAACCGGGAAUGUCCUUAAGGUCCAAGACCUUCUGGCUCAGUGUGGAGAGCAUCUGGAGAAAGGUGAUAUCCACCAGGGCCCAGCUGUUCUUGGAAUAGCGAUGGUUGCUAUGUCUGAAGAGUUGGGUCUUGAUAUGGCGAUCCGUUCUCUGGAGCGCGUGCUACAGUAUGGAGAACAAAACAUUAGGCGUGCAGUGCCUUUGGCCCUUGGUCUCCUAUGUAUAUCAAACCCAAAGGUUAAUGUUAUGGACACCUUGAGCCGGCUUAGCCAUGACACAGAUUCAGAAGUUGCAAUGGCUGCGAUAAUUUCCCUUGGUUUGAUUGGCGCUGGGACCAACAAUGCAAGGAUUGCUGGCAUGCUUAGAAAUCUAUCCAGCUAUUAUUACAAGGAUGCCAGCCUUCUCUUCUGUGUGCGUAUUGCUCAAGGAUUUGUGCAUAUGGGAAAAGGUCUCUUAACUCUCAGUCCCUUCCACUCGGAACGGCUCUUGCUAUCCCCAACGGCGCUUGCUGGUAUAGUGACAUUGUUGCAUGCAUGCCUUGACAUGAAAUCCAUCAUACUGGGGAAAUACCAUUAUGUUCUCUACUUCAUCGUUUUGGCGAUGCAGCCAAGAAUGAUGCUGACGGUGGAUGAGAACCUGAAACCCAUCUCGGUACCAGUGCGGGUGGGACAAGCGGUUGACGUUGUGGGACAGGCAGGUCGACCAAAGACAAUCACUGGGUUCCAAACACACUCCACACCUGUUCUCCUUGCUGCUGGGGAGAGAGCCGAACUCGCAACAGACAAGUACAUUCCAUUGUCUCCCAUACUAGAAGGUUUCAUCAUAUUGAAAGAGAAUCCAGACUACAGAGAGGAGUGAAUCCAAAACUCGAAGUACCCAGCAUUUGGAUAAUACUUUCUAUAUGGUUUUAUGUGCACAAUAAGUUAUUUUUCUUAGCACUUCGAUGUUCCCAGGAACUUGGCUUAGUUAACACUUUCCUUUUGUUAGACCGCUUAAUUCUAAAGUUGGACAAUCUUUUUAAAAUUAUGUUA
This is a messenger RNA of Brassica rapa (field mustard), 2996 nucleotides long. RefSeq names its product 26S proteasome non-ATPase regulatory subunit 2 homolog A. NCBI's taxonomy places the organism in Eukaryota, Viridiplantae, Streptophyta, Magnoliopsida, Brassicales, Brassicaceae. Gene Ontology annotation, biological process: proteasome-mediated ubiquitin-dependent protein catabolic process; regulation of protein catabolic process. Gene Ontology annotation, cellular component: proteasome storage granule; proteasome regulatory particle, base subcomplex; proteasome complex. The record is from RefSeq and is a predicted model, not a curated record. Gene Ontology annotation, molecular function: enzyme regulator activity.